Molecule: messenger RNA, 1056 nt
Organism: Lasiodiplodia theobromae
Lineage: Eukaryota; Fungi; Ascomycota; Dothideomycetes; Botryosphaeriales; Botryosphaeriaceae
Product: Myo-inositol 2-dehydrogenase
Exons: 2
Coding region: 1-1056 (351 amino acids)
Biological process (GO): NADPH regeneration
Cellular component (GO): cytoplasm
Molecular function (GO): oxidoreductase activity; nucleotide binding
Source: RefSeq, a predicted model, not a curated record
AUGGCUCCCAGGAAACUCCACGUUGGAAUCGUUGGCCUCGGUCGCAUGGGCCGUCGGCAUGCGUUGAAUUUCUUGGAGCGUACUUUCCGUGCAGACGUUGUUGCCGCCUGGGCUCUCGAUGAUGAAGAAGCCGGAUGGGGCCACAGGGAGUUGGAGCCCCACGGUGCAACAAUCUACACCGACUACGACCAAUUCUUGCAGCACGCCGGACUCGAGGCUGUUGUAAUUGCCACCAUCGCCGGAGCACACGCAGAUCAAGCCAUCAAGGCCAUCGAGCGGGAUAAGCAUGUUCUCUGCGAAAAGCCGCUCAGCCAUAGCUCAGAGAUUUCUCAAUCAGUUGUCGAUGCGGCAAGCCAGAAGCCUCAGCUAAAGGUUCUCUGUGCGUUUUCCCGUCGUUUCGAUGCUUCCUACCUAAAAGCGUGGGAGCGGGUAAAGUCGGGCGCAAUUGGCGAAGCAGUCGUGUUCCGUUCUCAGACAUGUGACAUGAUCAACCGCACGAGCUUUUUUCUCCCAUAUGCUAAAGCCAGCGGGGGCGUCUUUCUGGACCUCAACAUCCACGAUAUCGACUUGUGUCUCUGGUUCCUCGGGCAGGAUGUUGUGGUAAAAAGCGUGUCGGCAAGCGGCGUGUGCGCUGUUCACCCCGAGCUGGCCGAGGUCGGAGACGUCGACAACGCCAUGAGCACGGUCGAGUUUUGGGACGGCAAGGUCGCGCAGUUCUUCGCAUCUCGCAUCAUGGCAUCCGGGCAGCAUGACAUGUCGGAGAUCAUUGGAACCAAGGGGAAACUAGUCGUCAACAGCAACCCGGCAGACUCGCUUGUUGAGAUGCAUGAGGCGGGAGGCAUCCGGCGCGAGCUCCCCACAGACUACUAUGGUCGAUUCGAACAGGCUUUCGUCACAGAAGCUAACGAGUUCACGGCGGCGUGUCUGGACGACACUGAGCUCCCUUUCAGUCUACCUGGAGCGGUAAAGGCGGUAGAGAUUGCAAUUGCUCUGAGGGACAGUCUUGCAUCAGGUCAAAAAAUCCAUUUUGACAGGUCGGGACGCCGCAUUAGUUAG